AUGAAUAUUGUUUUCCUAAUAUUUCUUUUUAUUUUAGUAAGUAUGGUUACAGAGGGGAGAGACGACCUAGUUAACAUUGAAAAAAGCGAUAAUUUUUUUUUGGUUUUAAGUAAAAUAAAAAUAACUGGCUCGAAAUAUUUGAAUGACAAAAAGGAGCAAAGAGACAUACUCAUGAAGGUAAUAGAUGAGGAAAAAAAUGUGGAGGGAAAUUCGGACAUAUAUGCGGAAAUUAAUGAGGAGAAGAAUACGGCCAAAAGUAUGGACAUAAAUAGUUACAUUAUAUUAGAUGAACAAGUCAGCUUGUACGAUAUGCUAACAAUUAGCUGCACAUUCAAAGUGAAUAAGAAGUUUGAUAAGUCUAAAUUGAUAGUUCUUUUAGUAAAGGAGCUAAUAGGAGAUAGAAGUUCUUUACAUAUGAGUAAUACGAUUGAAGAUUUAAAAAAAGACGAAACUUUUGUGUUUUCAAAUACAUUUGAAGAUAAUUUUGUUGUUUCUACCUUGUCCCUUUUAUUUGUUAAUUUGAUAGCUAUUAAUGGAUUUUACAAUUUGGAUAUUUAUAUAAGUGAUGGUGGUAAAUAUACUACAAAAAUUUAUUUUUUAAAAAUAUAUUUAACAUUUUAUAAUAAUUUACCUGUAGUAAGUUACCCCAUAAGAAAAAACAAAAACAGAAUUAUAUCAAAUAUUAUGCAAAAGCAAUUAAUUACAUAUGACACAUUGCAUAUUAAUAAUAGUAAAUAUGUACUGUAUGAUUACAAAGAUUAUUAUGCAUUUCCAAUAAUUAUGGAAAAAGAUAAUAUAAUGUUUUAUGCGUCCAAAAAAAAUGGAAUAAAUAAAACAAAAAAAUUAUUUAUAUAUAUUAUACCCAUUAUACUUGUUAUUAUGAUAUUGCUGUCCUUUUUAAUGUGCACUUAUUUCAUUUUUCAUCUUUUCAAAUAUAAUAUUAAAAAUAUUCGCACGAGUUAUUUCAAUUAUGCUUUUUUAUUUUCCUUUAUCUCUAUUAUGUUUACGUUUAUUCUGUAUGACCUUUUCUUUAAUAUCCUCCAAAUAUAUCGUAUUUUUAUUUUUUUAUUUACUCUUUUUUUGGUGUUUUUUUAUAAGGCUUUGAAAAUUUUGCGCGAGUACAGGAAAUGCGCGCAACGCGGGUGA
Plasmodium malariae is the source of this 1146-nucleotide messenger RNA. Its product is annotated as conserved Plasmodium protein, unknown function. Lineage: Eukaryota; Apicomplexa; Aconoidasida; Haemosporida; Plasmodiidae. The record is from RefSeq and is a predicted model, not a curated record. The transcript has a single exon. The coding region runs from base 1 to 1146 and encodes 381 amino acids.